CGGCAUCCAGGAACAGGGAGUACUCGGUGCCCCCUCCCUAUGCCACCCCCUCCGUGAUGCCCCUGUCCCGCUGGCUGAGAUCUGUGGGGGUCUUCUUGCUGCCGGCCCCCUGCUGGGCGCCCCGGGAGAGGUGGCUGGGUCCCCUACGGCGGCCCUCUCUGGUGCAUGGGUGCCCAGUCCUGGGGGCCUGGCACAUUACCCGCUGCUGGUGCCAAGCGUGGACAGAGGAGCCUCGAACAUUUUACUCCUCCCUCAGAAUGAAUGGAGAUCAGAAAUCGGACGUUUAUGCCCAAGAAAGGCAGAAUUUCAUCCAGCACUUCUCCCAGAUUGUCAAGGUGCUCACUGAGGAGGAUACUGGGCACCCAGAGAUAGGAGAUGCUGUUGCCCGCUUGAAGAAGGUCCUGGAGUACAACGCCAUUGGAGGCAAGUACCAGCGGGGUUUGACGGUGCUAAUAGUGUUCCGGGAGCUGGUGGAGCCGACGAAGCAGGAUGCUGAUAGUAUCCAGCGGGCCCUGACCGUGGGCUGGUGUGUGGAACUGCUCCAAGCCUUCUUUCUGGUGUCAGAUGACAUCAUGGAUUCAUCCCUCACCCGGCGGGGGCAGAUCUGCUGGUAUCAGAAGCCAGGCAUAGGUUUGGAUGCCAUCAAUGAUGCUUUUCUCCUGGAAGCAACUAUCUACCGCCUGUUGAAGUUCUACUGCCGGGAGCAGCCCUAUUACCUGAAUCUGAUCGAGCUCUUCCUGCAGAGUUCCUAUCAGACUGAGAUCGGACAGACCUUGGACCUCAUCACAGGCACCCAGGGCAAUGUGGAUCUUGGCAGAUUCACUGAGAAAAGGUACAAAUCUAUUGUCAAGUACAAGACAGCUUUCUACUCCUUCUACCUUCCUGUGGCUGCUGCCAUGUAUAUGGCGGGCAUUGAUGGGGAGAAGGAGCAUGCCAAUGCCAAGAAGAUCCUGCUGGAGAUGGGGGAGUUCUUUCAGAUUCAGGAUGAUUACCUUGAUCUCUUUGGGGAUCCCAGUGUGACAGGCAAGAUCGGCACUGACAUCCAGGACAACAAGUGCAGCUGGCUGGUGGUUCAGUGUCUGCAGCGGGCCUCUCCGGAACAGCGCCAGAUCCUGCAGGAGAACUACGGGCAGAAGGAGGCUGAGAAGGUGGCCCGGGUGAAGGCACUCUACGAGGAGAUGAAUCUGCCGGCCGUGUUCAUGCAGUACGAGGAAGAUAGUUACAGCCACCUUAUGGGUCUCAUCGAGCAGUAUGCUGCGCCUCUGCCCGCAGCCAUCUUCCUGGGGCUCGCACAAAAGAUCUACAAGCGGAAAAAGUGACCUAGAGAUUGAAGGUGUGGAGGGGAGGCUCUCAAUAAAUUAUUGUCUAACA
Messenger RNA from Camelus dromedarius (Arabian camel), 1371 nucleotides. It is a transcript of the gene FDPS, whose product is annotated as farnesyl diphosphate synthase. Gene Ontology annotation, molecular function: dimethylallyltranstransferase activity; (2E,6E)-farnesyl diphosphate synthase activity. Gene Ontology annotation, biological process: trans, trans-farnesyl diphosphate biosynthetic process. Lineage: Eukaryota; Metazoa; Chordata; Mammalia; Artiodactyla; Camelidae. The transcript has 11 exons. The record is from RefSeq and is a predicted model, not a curated record. Gene Ontology annotation, cellular component: cytoplasm. Bases 57 to 1319 code for a protein of 420 amino acids.